Diprion similis is the source of this 3735-nucleotide messenger RNA. RefSeq names its product moesin/ezrin/radixin homolog 1 (gene Moe). The transcript is spliced from 10 exons. Gene Ontology annotation, cellular component: apical part of cell; adherens junction; plasma membrane. The record is from RefSeq and is a predicted model, not a curated record. Bases 307 to 2028 code for a protein of 573 amino acids. Lineage: Eukaryota; Metazoa; Arthropoda; Insecta; Hymenoptera; Diprionidae. Gene Ontology annotation, molecular function: actin binding; cell adhesion molecule binding. Gene Ontology annotation, biological process: regulation of cell shape; regulation of organelle assembly; positive regulation of protein localization to early endosome.
AAGAGGUCCGACGCCCAUCUAUGUUCGUAAGCGUCAAUUUAGUUCGUCGAAAGGCCACCAGAGUUCGUGAACGGUGCUAACACCCCACCUCAGAGGCGGGCGGCGGCCAUAUUAUCAGUGAGGUGUCAGUAUUUGCUCAACGUGACGGUUUUUUUUUUGGGUGUGGAUUGCACGGGUUUGUCCCGGGAAAAGUGUGUGCCUCUAACCCCAGUUAAUGUGGUGUUAAGGAUUGGAGAGAUAUUUUAUAUCGGUAAAUUCAAAGCUGACAGUUUCACUGCCUAGAACGAGCCCAGCACAGCUGCCAAGAUGCCGAAGUCGACGAAUGUGAGGGUGACGACGAUGGACGCGGAACUCGAGUUCGCGAUCCAGCAGACGACGACAGGGAAACAACUCUUCGACCAGGUUGUCAAGACUAUUGGUCUAAGGGAGGUCUGGUUCUUCGGUCUGCAGUACACAGACAGCAAGGGCGAUCUUACGUGGAUUAAGCUCUACAAAAAGGUGAUGAAUCAAGACGUGAAGAAGGAGAACCCGCUGCAAUUCAAAUUCCGUGCUAAAUUCUACCCAGAAGAUGUUGCCGAGGAAAUUAUUCAGGACAUCACGCUUCGUCUCUUCUACCUUCAGGUGAAAAAUACGAUCUUGACAGACGAAAUUUACUGCCCACCAGAGACGUCCGUACUUUUGGCGUCGUACGCGGUUCAAGCUCGUCACGGUGACUUUGUGAAGAGUACUCAUAGUUCUGGAUUUUUGGCAAAUGAUCGUUUGCUACCGCAACGUGUUAUGGAUCAGCACAAAAUGAGCCAGGAUGAAUGGGAAGGAUCCGUCACAACUUGGUGGCAGGAACAUCGAGGAAUGCUUCGUGAAGAUGCGAUGAUGGAGUAUCUCAAGAUCGCUCAGGAUUUGGAAAUGUACGGAGUGAAUUACUUCGAAAUUCGCAACAAGAAGGGUACCGAACUUUGGCUCGGUGUCGACGCUCUUGGUCUAAAUAUUUACGAAAAAGAUGAUAAACUGACGCCAAAAAUUGGCUUUCCGUGGUCAGAGAUCCGCAACAUUUCCUUCAAUGAUAGAAAGUUUAUCAUCAAACCAAUCGAUAAGAAAGCUCCAGACUUCGUAUUCUUUGCACCUAGAGUUAGGAUUAACAAGAGAAUCUUGGCACUCUGCAUGGGCAAUCACGAUUUGUACAUGCGAAGACGCAAACCCGAUACCAUUGACGUUCAACAAAUGAAGGCACAAGCCCGUGAGGAGAAAAUUGCUAAGCAACAGCAGAGAGAAAAGCUUCAGUUGGAAAUAGCCGCGAGAGAACGAGCUGAAAAGAAACAGCAGGAGUACGAGGAAAGGCUGAGGAGUAUGGCUGAAGAAAUGGAGAGACGGCAAGCUGAAUUAUCAGAAGCUCAGGAAAUGAUUAGACGUUUAGAGGAACAGUUGAAACAGCUGCAAGCCGCUAAAGAAGAGCUUGAAGAUCGUCAGAAGGAACUGACGGUGAUGAUGGAGAAACUAGAACGCUCGCAAGAAAUGGAACUUGCUGAACGUAUGAAGCUGGAACAGGAAAUCAGAGCAAAGCAGGAGGAGGUUCAACGCAUUCAAUCCGAAGUUGAAAUGAAAGAUGCGGAGGCUCGAAGACUUCAAGAAGAAGUAGAGGCAGCCAGAAUACGACAAGAGGAGGCUGAUAGAGCAUUCCAAGCCAGUUCGACUCCCCAGCAUCAUCAUGUCGAAGAAAAUGAAGAAGAGGGCGAAGAAGAGGGGGAAGACGAAUCGCCUCAGGGUCAAGUUACUAAAGAUCUUGCUACUGACGAAUCGAUUAUCGAUCCAGUUGAAGAGCGACGUACUUUGGCAGAAAGAAAUGAACGGCUGCACGAUCAGUUGAAGGCUCUGAAGCAGGACUUGGCCCAGUCUCGUGAUGAAACGAAGGAAACGGCAAUGGACAAAAUUCACAGGGAAAACAUACGCCAGGGACGUGAUAAAUACAAAACGCUACGUGAGAUUCGCAAAGGCAAUACUAAACGUCGUGUUGACCAGUUUGAGAACAUGUAGAUUAUACCCAAUCUUUUCUCUUAAUUACAUCCCUUAAUAUCUUUAUGUUAUUAUGAACUUCCAUCCUUACGAUUUACUUUUAUUUCACCUACACUAAAACAAAACUUGAGAUUUUACAAUUCAACGUUGUUUUUUCGUUGCAUCGAUAGAGCUUGUUAAAAAGCAAUGCUUGUGAAAUCAGUUUUGUCGGCCAUUUUGUAUAAGUGAUUAGUUUGUGGUGAAUUUUGUAUAGUGUAUAGUGGCAGAUUACAACCCGAAUGGCUUUCCAAGCAUAUUAGGGGAUACUUUCAUUCGUUAUGAUUAUACUUCAUCUGUUAUUAAAUUCCACUUUUUUAUAAAAAUGUCUCAAUGGCUCAAAUGAUUUACGUAUUCUCAUAUCUUCAACUUUCGACACACAAUUAUUUUAUCAGUCGUUUCUUCCGAAUAUUAAGUUUGUGUACCAUACAAUAAGCCGUGCUCUGAUCCCUUAUUUCAUUUGAUGCCGUACUUAUUUUUCAAAUUCUCACUCUUUCAAAAUGGCCAUACAUUACAUAUCCAUUAUUUUUUUUUUUACUCCGGAUCUAUGGAUGGCCAAUGCUUCUAAUUUACUCACUACAUGUAAACAUCGAAACAAAAUCUGUUUGCUUUUUCCGCAUCAACUAUACAUCGUAAUAGCUCUAAUGAAAUCUAUUACGUUGUGAUCCGUUACCUACAUAUUUUUAUAAAAUUGUUAAAACACUGCAAGGAGCAGCUGUAUUUCUUGUAAAAUUUAUUUUUGCUUAUGAAAACUGUUAUGGCUGAAAAGCCUUGCCGGCCAUUAAAUAAUAUCGACGUGUAUACUUUUUCUUACAUGUGUCUCGCCUGCCACCUUAUUUGCUGUCCAUAUAUCGCCCUUUUGGUUCUUAAUAAUCAUAAGCUUCGACCCCAAUAUUUAAAUAUUACGUUACAAAAUGCGUGUUUAUCCAAAUACACUGACAUUGGUUGUAGUUUGUCUUUGUUUUUUUUUCUGCUGAAACCAUUUUCCACCGAAACAGAGGAUAUCACUUGUUAUUUGCAGUAAUUUUUUUCUCACUGUCGAAUUUCGAUAUUAAUUUUUAUUGAUUCUCUCAAAAGUUACAAGAGAGUCAAUAUUUCAUUUUGUUGAUCACCCUGCUCCAUGACAUGCAUUAUAAAUCAUAUUUAUAGAAGAUAUUUACACGUAUGGAUUGAGUAAAUCAAUGCAUGUUAUUGAGUUGUAAAUGGUGUUUUGAUAAGUUUUCACAAAUGUAUUAUCAUGAGAAUCAUGCUAUCUUUUAUACGUAAUUUUACAACAGUUUUCGUCGAAAAUUCAACUCUGUGCGAUAAUCUUCGAAUACUUAAACAAGAUCGUAUCUUCACUAUGGUAUUGAAGACUGUUGUUUUCUUCUUAUGCACGCUAUAAAAUUAGUGAUGUUUCAUAAUCUUGAAGAUGUCUUAUUAUUUCGAAAAAUGUGUGAAAAAAAUCGUUCAAAGAAUAAAUUUUAUAUUUUCUCUAAAGAAAAAAAUACAUCUCUGCAAUUGUGAACAAAAGGGUGAUAGAUUGUUGAAGCAUAUAUAGGGAUAUGUAAAUAUUAUAUGUUUGUUGGAAUAUUUGCUAGCGAAGUCUAUGAAUCCAUAGAUCCUGUAAUAACAGUAAUAACUGGAAUUGAACACAACCAAUGACAAUGUAUAUGCUGGUUACAUUAAUUAAGUGAUAUCAGAUAUCAAAAA